Molecule: messenger RNA, 2809 nt
Organism: Mangifera indica (mango)
Lineage: Eukaryota; Viridiplantae; Streptophyta; Magnoliopsida; Sapindales; Anacardiaceae
Exons: 21
Coding region: 271-2574 (767 amino acids)
Cellular component (GO): plasma membrane
Source: RefSeq, a predicted model, not a curated record
CCGGCAGAAAAAGGAAGAGGACGAGGUGAGGGAUUGAUUUGAGGAGGAAAAAGAAAAGUAAAGAAAAAUAGCUUCUUCCUCUUAUGUAUAAUUACUCGUGUCAAGUGAUUAUAUAGAUAAAUAUUUUAUAUCUCAUCUCGUGUCUUCCUUUUUAGGGUUUCAUUUCCAAAAGCCCUUUUAUUCUUUUACGAGAAUGCUUCUUUUAUUUUACAAUUUGAAUAAAAUUCAAUUAGCAUGGUGCCAAUUUUGAAUUGAAUUUAUUUGUGAGAAAUGGAGAACGGCCAUGGUGAGAAUUUACUUGAUAAGUUGUCGGGAUUAGCGCUCAAUGAUUCUAAUAACAAUAGUAGCAGUAACAACAACAAUGACAACUUAUAUCAGGUUAUGAAAGCCGUGGAAGCCGCCGAGGCUACCAUCAAACAACAGAUAGAAGAGAACACCCAAUUGAGGACUGAACUUUACAGGAAAAUUCAAGAACUUGAAAGAUAUAAAUUAGAGGGAUCAGUGGCUCAAAGAUCUCAUGGUGAUCCGUGGAAAGAGAAUCUACAUGGACAUAAUGAAUUUCACCAAUCAGUACCCCCAGGAAGUAGCGUAGAUGGAAUCAGAAGCAAUUCCAACACUUCUGUAGUUGACCCAUCGGGUCUACUGGUUCCGCACCACGAUCUGAAACCUAAUGUUGAUGGUGCUGCGUUGCUAAGCCAUUCACAAAGCAGUUCUAUUAGCCACAAGAACAAUGGAAUGCUAAAAGUUCAUUCUAGUAGACAAGUAAAUUCAGAUAUUGUGGGUCCCUCUCAGUUAUCUUCACCUUCUACAGCAUCCUUUUCUCCUACUAGGUACCAAAUAGACGGAGAAUACGAUCAACAAUAUAAUUUGCCUGGGCAGGGGCUGAUGCCAGCGGCUGAAGUAAAUAACCCUGGCAGUCAUUGGAAGCAGGAACUUUUUCUCAAGGUUCGGGAACAAGAAGAAGAGAUUUUGCGGUUACGGAGACAUCUUGCUGAAUAUACUAUCAAGGAAGCACAAAUACGCAAUGAAAAAUAUGUUUUGGAGAAGCGCAUUGCUUAUAUGCGUCUGGCCUUUGAUCAACAGCAGCAGGAACUUGUUGAUGCAGCAUCAAAAGCUCUUUCAUAUCGGCAAGACAUUAUCGAGGAAAAUAUACAUCUCACUUAUCAACUACAAGCUGCACAAGAAGAAAGAUCAACUUUCGUCCAGUCCUUGUUGCCUCUCCUUGUAGAUUAUUCUCUGCAGCCACCUGUGCUUGAUGCCCAAUCCAUUGUUAGCAAUGUCAAGGUUCUGUUUAAACAUCUACAGGAAAAGCUCCUUCUUACUGAGUCAAAGCUUAAGGAGUCACAGUAUCAACUAGCACCUUGGCGUACAGAUAUGAAUCAAUCCAAUGUUGCUCCACGGUCACCAACUCAUUCCACUGGUGCAGCAUUAAACAAAAAUGGACUUGAAUUGGUUCCACAGCCAGCAUAUUCCCAGGGAAUGGUACCAACUACUGCUGAUGCUCCAACACCUACAGACUGGGAUUUGAUGGGUCAGAAUCGGGGUGCUGUGGGUGGCAUCAUUGGAAAAAGUCUGGACGAUGUGAGGUAUUCACCUAUUGCAAGAAGGACCUCUUCUUCCCAAGAUAUACCUAUGACGUUUUCCAGUGCUCAGGCUGAUGCACAUGCACAUGUUGCACAGUAUGAAGAAACUGCCAAUAAACAAGUGAACUUUGUGGACCCUAUCAAUAGUAAUGAGUUGGAUAAUCAGUAUGCUGAGGAACGCCAGAGUGAGAGAGAUCAACCAUCCAAUUGGACUACAGGAAACUCUCCUUACACAACAACGGUUGAUCAUUACCUACCACCUGUUCUUGAAGAACCUUCUUCCUCUUUUUCUGAGCCAGCGGAAGAUGAUCCAUUGCCAGCUAUAGAGGCCCUCCAAAUUUCAGGCGAAGCUUUUCCUGGACGACAACUCCAGGCAUGUGGAUUCUCAAUUAAUGGAACUACCAGUUGUAAUUUUGAGUGGGUGCGCCAUUUGGAAGAUGGAUCUGUUAAUUACAUUGAGGGUGCAAAGCAGCCAAACUAUCUUGUUACUGCUGAUGAUGUUGAUACAUAUCUUGCCAUUGAAGUGCAGCCUCUUGAUGAGAGGAAGCGCAAGGGAGAGCUUGUGAAGGUCUUUGCUAAUGAACACAGUAAAAUCACAUGUGAUCCUGAGAUGCAGAACCACAUAGAGAAGACUCUUUAUAGUGGUCAUGUGUCAUAUCAAGUUUCCUUGUCGACUAGAUAUCUUGAUAUAUGGGAACCGGCUACUUUGACCAUUAAGAAGGAUGGUUAUACUAUCAAAUGUAGUGGACCCACUGGUAUAGUAAUCACCGAAAAAUUCUCAUCAAGCACAAAUGUGGCAAUUUCUAUGCAAAGUGCUGUGGAAUUUAUAAUAACUGAUUCUGGCAAUGAUGGGCAAUUCUUACGAGCAGAUAACAGCUCAACAGAUGUUAGUUGUUUCAGAGAUACAAUUGUGCUCACCUUGAGAUUGUUUAUCAGGAGGGCUGUUGAAAGGAGGAAAGGAAAGAAAAGGGGUUUGUUCUUUUACAAGUGAAGCACAUUAUUGUUAAGCUGCACCAAGCUAGGCCAGCCCAGCACAGCCCUAGGAAGAAGUUGGAUUGAGGAUGUGUUAUUAAAUAGAUGGGGGAAUUUCAUUAUGCUGCUAAAUUUUGCUGAGUGGCAUCUGUACCAUAAUUAGCAUUCAUUAUUGGCAGGAAUGUCAUGAGUUGUAAUUAUUGAGUAAACGCUGCAACUAACCUUCUAGUCCAAUCCACCUACUUUUAUAGUAA